AUGAUUUCCGAAUUUAUUAUUCGUAAACAAGAGGUACAAGAUAAAGAAGAGAGUGUUUCACAGCCCGUUUUUGGUGAUGAAGAAGAGAAUUCUAAAAAUGAGGAUCCAGUAAAAAAGAAACCUCGCGUAACAAGAAAACGAGGACAAAAUAAGGAACGAGCAAAUAAAACAUUUGCCGAGCAAAUUCGCUUGUGUCAUAAAACCUCCUUGGGUGAGAAAUGUGUCAAUGAACUCUGCAAGUUCAGCCAUGAUCUAGAAGAAUUUUUAAAAAUUAAAGGAGAGGAUCUAGGCGAUAGAUGUGUAAACUUUGAGAGAUUUGGAAAAUGUCGGUUUGGAUACAAAUGUCGUUAUUUAAAGGCUCAUUUGUCACCUGAUGGAAAGUUGAUUGUGAGUGAGGAAGCAUCUUCUAGAACACUUGUCGAAGAAAAAAAUAAUCAAUCUGUUAAUAUUCAAAAACAACUCAGGACACACUCGUAUAAAUUUCCUAGAGCCGAUGUAUAUCUUGCAGAAAUGAGACAGGAAAUUGAAAAACAGAAAGAUUUAGAAAAAGCAAACAGGCAGGCAAGGUUAAAUCUUGAUGGUAAACUUAAUCAGCCCGAAGAGAUUUCGGAUAAAGUCCAGGAUAAAGUUGAGGAUACGAACGAAAGUAAUAUUUUGAAAGAUGAAAGGUCUGAUGAAAUUAUAGAUUCAAAAGAAGAAAUUACAAAUGCGAGAAAAAAGAUAAAAAUUGAACAUAAUGAUUCUAAUAGUGAAGAAAAGGGAAAUAUUGGAGAAAGUAUUGAUACAAAACCUAAAGAGGAUGUUAAUGUAGAAGAAUUUAUAGAAUCUCCAGAUGUGCCAUUACGUAUUUGUGAAAAGAAAAAGAUAACAUUUAAAAACAAGCUAUAUUUAGCACCGCUUACAACGGUUGGAAAUUUACCUUUCCGACGUAUUUGUAAAGAAUUUGGAGCUGAUAUAACGUGUGGUGAAAUGGCAAUGGCAAUAAACUUAUUACAAGGACAGCAAAGUGAAUGGGCCUUAUUGAAAAGGCAUAUUAGUGAAGAUUGUUUUGGGGUUCAAAUUUGUGGGGCAAAAGCUGAUCAUCUUGUAAAGUGUGCCGAGUUGAUAAAUAAUGAGAUUGAAGCUGAAUUUGUUGAUGUAAAUCUGGGCUGUCCUAUCGAUCUGAUUUUUAAUAAGGUUAAAUGUUUACAAGGGUGUGGAAGUAAACUAUUGAUGCACGAUGGAAGAUUAGGAAAAAUUCUUAAGGGGAUGAAUAAGGUUAUGGACAUUCCUGUAACAGUGAAAUUGCGUACCGGAAUAUUGGAUAAUUCGCCACUUGCGCAUAAAUUGGUUCCUAAAUUUCAGAAUUGGGGUGUUGCAAUGGCUACGUUACACGGUCGUUCACGUCAGCAAAGAUACACAAAAUUUGCCGACUGGAAUUAUAUUUCUGAAGUCGCUCUCAAAGCAAAUGAAAUGGCUUUCUUUGGCAAUGGAGAUGUAUUGGGAUACGAAGAUUAUUACCAACACGUCGAAAAUGAUCACAUUGAUGGAAUCAUGAUUGGACGUGGAGCUUUGAUUAAACCCUGGAUUUUUGAUGAGAUCAAAUCUAAACGACAUUAUGACAUUUCAUCCAAGGAAAGAUUUGAUAUAUUGAAAAGAUUUUGUGAUUACGGAAUGGAACAUUGGGGCUCUGAUACAAUUGGAAUUAAUCAAACUCGACGAUUUUUAUGUGAAUGGAUGAGCUUCUUAUAUAGAUAUAUCCCUGUUGGAUUACUUGAAGUAUUACCACAACGUAUAAAUGAACGUCCACCUAUUUUUCAUGGUAGAAAUGAAUUGGAAACAUUAAUGGCAAGUCCAAAUAGUAAAGAUUGGGUUAAAAUCAGUGAAAUGUUAUUAGGACCUGCUCCUGAUAGUUUUUCAUUUGUACCAAAACACGCUGCAAAUUCUUAUGAAGUAAUGGAAGCAGCUGAGGGUGAAGGUUCGAAUACCGUCGAGGAGGAAAACAUUGAGUGGGUUCACGGUUCUUCUUUGCCACCUAUCGCAAAGCAACCAUAUGCCUUUAGAAACGCUUUAAAAACAACAAUAAAACAAAUCUUUUUUAACUCCAGAAGUCGAUUCAUUAACUCGGAUAAUGAUAACAGAAUGUUAAUGUUUUUACAUGAGAAAUCUCAGGAAGUUUCGAUUUGCUUGAAUAAUACGAAGGAUGAGAUUUUAUUUGAAAUAGGGGCCGUCAGAGAAUUCAAAAUUACGAUUGAUUUCUCAAUUAUUUUUCGAUUUCAUUCCGAUUUUGUCAAAUCAUUUUAUUCUCAUCCGGAAGGAUACCCUUACAGGAAUAAAGGCAAUUAUAAAGGCAAUUCGAGAGAGGCGGACCCCACGGGUGGAAAGCUAGCCGGAAUUACGUGUAUUAUCCUCAAGCCGGCUACCUCCGACAUCAAACAUCUUAAAAAUGUGGAAACUUCGAUCAAGAAUAUGAUCUAUAUGGCAAAAUACCCAAGGGAUGACGAUUUUGGAAUUAGAGGAAGAAAUAACGAUAACUAUAAUUCACGACCUCCUAAUGGGAGAAACAAAGUUCAUCCAAUGGCGCAAAAUAACCAUCCAAUUCCCGCAAUUGAUCCAAAAGAUGUAAUGCCGCUUUGCUAUAACAAACCAAUUAGAAAACGCGAUAUGUAUGUAGUAUGUGUUUGUCCUUCUCACAAACGCGCGAUUGUUUAUUCAUCCGAGGGUAUAUUUAGUCAUUUCCAAUUUAUUCUUAAACAACGAUUCGGUUGGAAGUGGGAGAGGAUGUGGUAUAAAAAUAAAAUCGGAAUAUGGACGGAACUCAACAAUGAAGAAGUUUGGAUCAGUGUGAAAAAACUAGUCGUUGAUAAAGCGAUUCCAAGAAUCGAGGUUUUUAUGAGAUAA
Messenger RNA from Funneliformis mosseae, 2880 nucleotides. The record is from the annotation of a GenBank genome assembly. Lineage: Eukaryota; Fungi; Glomeromycota; Glomeromycetes; Glomerales; Glomeraceae.